Brassica napus (rape) is the source of this 1593-nucleotide messenger RNA. Its product is annotated as ATP-dependent DNA helicase pif1-like. The transcript is spliced from 2 exons. Gene Ontology annotation, molecular function: DNA helicase activity. Gene Ontology annotation, biological process: DNA repair; telomere maintenance. The record is from RefSeq and is a predicted model, not a curated record. NCBI's taxonomy places the organism in Eukaryota, Viridiplantae, Streptophyta, Magnoliopsida, Brassicales, Brassicaceae. Bases 1 to 1593 code for a protein of 530 amino acids.
AUGCCACGGCCAUGCCCAGUGAUAUUGGAAGAUAUGAAAAGCAAGAAAAUUGCAAGACAGUACCAGUUUGACAUUGCAGAAGAAACUAGGAUACAUCAAGAUUUGUUUCCUAAACUCAAUGAAGAACAGAGGGCCAUAUAUGAUGAUGUUAUGGGAUCAGUUUUGGAGAACCAGGGAAAACUAUUUUUUAUUUACGGAGCAGGCGGUACGGGAAAAACCUUCCUAUACAGAACCAUCAUCUCUGCUUUACGAUCAUCAAAAAAGAAAGUUAUACCUGUUGCUUCCUCUGCAAUUGCUGCUUUACUUCUGCCCGGAGGUCGCACAGCCCAUUCUAGGUUUAAAAUACCUCUCAAGCUCUACGAGGAUACAUUCUGCGAAGUUAAAAAUGGCACAAACCUCGCCAGCUUCCUAAGCCAGGCAGACCUUAUUAUUUGGGAUGAGGUGCCCAUGGCACAUCGCCAUGCUAUUGAGGCCGUAGAUCGCACACUCCGAGAUAUUUUAUCUCUGUCUGAUAGAACAGCCUUAAACCGACCUUUUGGUGGAAAGACAGUCCUGUUGGGCGGUGAUUUUCGACAGAUUCUCCCUGUCAUUCCACAAGGCACACGUCAGGAAACAGUUAACGCAGCUGUUAAUCACUCACACCUCUGGAACCACUGUGAAAUUCAUGUUCUCUCCACAAACAUGCGCGUACAAUCUGACGAAAAAGAUUUUGCUAAAUGGAUUUUACAAGUCGGUGAUGGGGUUGCAGCACUGGCGCCUCAGAAAGAAAUAUACACAGAAGCUGCUGAAGACCAAAUUCUGAUAGACGAUUCUCUCCUCCUUCCUGUGACUUCCAACCCACUUGACAUCCUUUGUCAAUCUGUUUUCCCAGAUUUCACAAAUGAUUACAAGGACAUGGAAAAAAUCAGAGAUUCAGCUAUAUUAACUCCGAAGAACGCUACGGUUGAUGAAAUCAACACUUACUUGCUUUCCAAAAUACCGGGUGCUGAGCAAGAAUUCUUAAGCUACGACAGCUUCGCUGAGGACGAAAAACAUUCGGGAGAGUUUGAUUUAACAUAUCCUUUGGAAUAUCUCAACUCUUUAGAAUUUUCAGGCUUGCCUGCGCAUAGAAUUUGCCUCAAAGUUGGGGUGCCAAUCAUGCUCCUUCGCAACAUAAAUCAGGCUGAAGGGCUAUGCAAUGGUACAAGACUUAUAGUCACACACCUGGGGGAAAGAGUUAUUAAGGCAGAAGUACUAACAUCUUCCCCAAGAAAACAGACUGUCCUGAUACCUAGAAUCGUCCUAUCACCCACAGAGUCCAAUCAUCCCUUCACUUUCAGAAGGCGCCAGUUUCCGGUUAGAGUAUCCUACGCAAUGACAAUAAACAAAAGUCAAGGCCAAACACUGGCAAAGGUUGCUCUUUACUUGCCCAAACCUGUUUUCACCCAUGGUCAACUAUAUGUGGCACUAUCAAGAGUGACCACACCAAAAGGACUGAAAGUUUUGAAUAUUACCAGACCCAGUGGCUCCACGAGCACCAUCGCCAAUAUCGUCUACAGAGAAGCCUUCAGUGGCUUUCCCCAAACAGCAGGUUUAGAAGAAGAUGAUGAGUGA